This is a messenger RNA of Paramecium tetraurelia, 1224 nucleotides long. RefSeq lists its product as uncharacterized. The transcript has 4 exons. NCBI's taxonomy places the organism in Eukaryota, Ciliophora, Oligohymenophorea, Peniculida, Parameciidae. The record is from RefSeq and is a predicted model, not a curated record.
AUGGAAGCAUUAUAAUCAUUAAAAAAUAAACUAUCCAUUUUGGAAUAGCAAGUUGCAUAAAAAUAACUAAAACUAGAUGAUGACCAAUUGCAUUUGUAGCAAUUACAAAAUGUGGAGGAAUAUAACUCUCACAAAAUAUGCAAAGGAAGCAAAAUCAGAAUUACCAUUUUCGAUGCUGCAAUUCAAUUCCCAGGACAUUCUAGAGUGGCAAUCAUUUUGGGUUGUGAUGAUAAGAAGUACUCCACCAAACCAGCAAAUAGACAAGCACCAGCUUGGAAUGAAAAAUUUGAAUUCAAUAUUAGCACAGGAGACGAGGAAAUCUAUAUUGUGAUAUUGGAUGAAGAGUUGAUAGAAAAGCAAGAAAUUGGCGGAUAAGCAAAACUCAAUUUAAAGGAAUUUCACGAUCAAAAGCCUCAUGAUAUUUCAUUAUAGUUGAAAGAUAAGUAUGGUGUCGUUCUGUAUUCCACUCUAAACUUAAGAGUUCAAUGGAUCCAUUCAUAAACCAAAUAUUUCAAAGAGUCAAUCAAAGAAAAUCAAUAAGUUAUUGAUGACUUAGCCUAAGAUAUCAACGAAUAUAAAAGUGACAUUCUCUAACUCUUUUAUCCAUUUGAUGAGAAACAUCAAAAUUAACCAAAUGAGAAAUAUCUUGUAACUGAACAAUCCACAGUGUAACAGGUCCAUGAUUUUCAAUUUUAUGAUACUACUCAAGCAUAACUUUGGGUUAAAUUAGCAUUGGCUUUUACGUUGAUCUACUUCGUAUUAGUCCUAAUUGCUAACCUAUUUAAGACACAGUUUGUAGAUUUAAUAGUAUUAUUUUAUAGUUUAUUCUACUAUAUGAAUAAUAAUAAGUUAUAAUCACUCUUACACUUUAAAAUAAUCUCAGCUAUGAUUAUUGUGACAAUUAUUUUUGAUAUUGUUUGGUUUAUUAUUUACACUAAUCCUUGGACAACCAAUAGUGUUCUCUUUUUUGAAUUGGAAAACGGUCUCUAAAUGUAUGAAGUAAUUAUCUCAUACAUCUUACUUGGCAUCAAAGUGAUAUUACUGUGUAUUUAUGCUAACUUAUACCUUAUGUGUCCAGACAAAAGAGUCAAUAUCUACGAUGCUCAAUAUGAAAUGAUAUUUGGACCUAAUUUACAAAAAAGCGAAGAUAGCAAGAAUCAAGAUGCGUAUAGCUUCAGAAAUACAAAUCAUUAUCUGCAUUAAUCAUUUUCUAAAAAUAUCUGA